AUCGAAAUCAAUCGCAAAUUGUCAUGUACUAGCGAUCCUCUUACAUCAUCCACAAUCCGCCGACGCUCUAUCAACUUCCGCAUAUCAGAUGAAACGCGACUGCAAUAAAUCACUGCCCCGGCGCACGUUCUGCGUUUAGUUUUUGUGCGAACGAACACCACCAACGGUAUCAACAUGCGGUCGAGCAGUGUUUGGUUAAUUGUGGUUUGUGCGGUUAUAGUUGUGUCCGGCAACAGUGAAGAACUGCUGCGGGGGAAAGAAAACUGUCUGCGGCACGAUGAUUUUCCCAGCCCGAACGAGUGCUGCUCGAAGCCCCAGUGGAUCAACCGGUACGCAGUGCGGCGAUGUCGGUACAUCCAUGCCGAGGUCGAUGGGAGCCGGUACGAGCGAGGAUCGUGUGAAGCAAGGUGUGGCCUGUUCAAGAUCAACAUGACGAUGACGGAUCGCAUUCAACGGGUGCGUGUGUACCGGCCGCGGCUGCAAACACGCGGCAUCGACCAGGGCUGGAUCAACGUUGUGCUGAAGGCGCUGAGCUACUGCAAGCCGAAGGUAACGCAGCUGCAGGGCCGGCAUGUUCGAACCGACGAGGAGAUGGAGCAGUGCGAGAUCGCGGAGGACAUCUUCGGCGACUGUGUGCAGGCGCAAAUGUUUAUGCACUGUCCCCGGGCGACGUGGAUUGAGUCGCGAUCGUGCCAGACCAUGCGUGAGCUGCUAGCGACGGGCUGUCCGUACAAAACGCUCGGCGAGGUGGUGGUGCUGAACGACGAAGGGUACGUGCGGGACGAUCGGAUACUGGAGGAGGAGUACGAUCGGCCGUACCGUGGCGGGGGGAGAACGGAAAGUCCUCGCUACGAUUACGACGAUAACGAUGGGUACAGUCGGGGAGGGCAGUAUGAUCAGCGGGGAGGCAACUAUCCGAGAGGGACGGAACGUAACCGGAAUGGAAACGGGUACGGGACGGGUGAUGAUGGAGGUUAUGUGGUGUAGAGAAAAAGAAGAAGGAAGAAGCGCUUUAACGGCCGUUUUGAAUGAAAGUUGCGUAAAAGUAUUCGUUGCAAGGGUUGCAAGUUGCACCCGAUGUUGUAUGCUCGGUGCAAGCACGACCGUCAAUUGAAAUGUUCUUGGAAGGGAAUUUUUUUUACUUAAAUUAGUAAAUUUAGAAAUAAAUUAAGAAAGAGGAGAAAGUUGUUUUUAGUUGAUAGUGUGUCAUAUUUUUAUAGAAAGUUAAUAAGCAUUUCAUUGCUGAUUUUGCUUCCACAUCGGAUUUUGCAGCGAUUCUACUGAUAAAAGUUCCAAAAAAAGACG
Messenger RNA from Anopheles merus, 1305 nucleotides. RefSeq lists its product as uncharacterized. Lineage: Eukaryota; Metazoa; Arthropoda; Insecta; Diptera; Culicidae. The coding region runs from base 175 to 987 and encodes 270 amino acids. The record is from RefSeq and is a predicted model, not a curated record. The transcript is spliced from 3 exons.